Molecule: messenger RNA, 721 nt
Organism: Meloidogyne enterolobii
Lineage: Eukaryota; Metazoa; Nematoda; Chromadorea; Rhabditida; Meloidogynidae
Source: the annotation of a GenBank genome assembly
CAAAAUGAUCGGUUCGAAAGUGUCAGCUUCAUCCUCUACAAUUGACAGUGAUUUUGAUUUGGUCAGCGCACAUUCUAUGAUUAAUACUUUAAAAUUAAAAAAGUGUAUUGAUUCUCCAAGUAACAAAGAAAAUUUUUUAACAUCAAAAAGCAAAGCUUCUUCCUCACAGAAUAAUUCAAAAAAACUUCCAAACACUUCUCAAUUAAACAAAGAAACUAAUUCGAAAGACAAUGCUGUUCUUCUCCAGAAACUUAAACAAGCCAAAAAGGCCCUAGCCAAAUAUCAGGAAGACAAAAAUCGUUUGGAAUCUGAAUUAACUCAAAAUCGCUCUUUAAUGGCUCAAAUUUUGUCUUGCCAAAUUACGGCAAAGAAUAAGACCCGUGUUAAGAAUUCGUCACGUCCGAAAGAAUAUUUUCCGUCAGAUGAUCGUUGUGUUGGGAUUAAGACAUUUGAUUCACUUGCUUGGAUUCCUUUGCUUGAAAGACUUGAAGAAGAACAGGUCGAUCUCUUCGUCCAAGUGCCUCCACCAAUGAUACCACGACUUUUGGAUGGUAAAGGCGGCCUUAUUUCUCAGACAAAUAGUUCAAUCGCCACUCCGCCAUUUUGCAUUAUUCUCUUACCUUUUAGUCAUGUUGUAACACGUUAUCUAACUUAUUUGAAAGACGAGGCUGUUAAUGUUUUAUUUACUCGAGGUCAUAUUUUAAUUUUCUUCAGUUUUUAA